CGGGCGGGCGCGCGUGCGCCGAGCCGAGCGGCCGCUCCGCGCGGAGCCGGAGCCGCCCGAGCCGGAGCAGCGUCGGCAAGCGCGGGGCCGCCCGGGCCUUUGUUGCGGCGGCCGGAGACAUGGAGGAGCUGAUUGUGGAGCUGCGCCUCUUUCUGGAGCUCCUGGACCACGAGUAUCUGACGUCGACGGUCAGGGAGAAGAAGGCUGUGGUCACCGAGAUCCUGCUGCGGGUGCAGGCUGCCAGAGGUUUGGAUGUCAAAGAUGGCCCGCAGAAACAGGAGCCCCCGGCCCCCCUGCCCGCCCCGCCGCAGAUGCCGCUGCCCGAGAUCCCGCAGCCCUGGCUGCCCCCCGACUCCGGGCCCCCGCCGCUGCCCGCGUGCUCGCUGCCCGAGGGCUACUACGAGGAGGCUGUGCCACUGAGCCCCGGGAAAGCCCCGGAGUACAUCACGUCAAAUUAUGACUCAGAUGCCAUGAGCAGCUCUUACGAGUCCUAUGAUGAAGAGGAGGAAGAGGGGAAGGGGAAGAAGACGCGGCACCAGUGGCCGUCGGAGGAGGCGUCCAUGCACCUGGUGAAGGACGCCAAGAUCUGCGCCUUCCUGCUGCGGAAGAAGCGCUUCGGGCAGUGGACCAAGCUGCUGUGCGUCAUCAGGGACACGAAGCUGCUGUGUUACAAGAGCUCCAAGGACCAGCAGCCGCAGAUGGAGCUGCCGCUGCAGGGCUGCACCAUCACGUACACGCCGAAAGACAGCAAGAAGAAGCAGCACGAGCUCAAGAUCACGCAGCCGGGCGCAGACCCACUGGUGCUGGCCGUGCAGAGCCAGGAGCAGGCGGAGCGGUGGCUGCGGGUGAUCAGGGAGGUGUACAGCGGCUGUGGCGGGCCCGCGGACCCCGAGGGGCCUCCCCUGUGCAGCUCCCCGGUGCACAAGGCAGAACUGGAGAAGAAGCUGUCCUCCGAGAGGCCCAGCUCAGACGGGGAGGGCGCGGUGGAGAAUGGACUGGCCCUGUGCAACGGGAAGGAGCAAGUCAAGAGGAAGAAGAGCUCCAAGUCCGAGGCCAAGGGGACAGCAUCGAAGGUGGCCGGGAAGAAGAUCACCAAGAUCAUGGGGCUGGGGAAGAAGAAGCCGUGGACAGACGAGCAGACGUCCUCCGCCGAGGAGGACGUGCCCACCUGCGGCUACCUCAACGUGCUGACCAGUAACCGCUGGCGGGAGCGCUGGUGUCGUGUCCGGGACAAGCAGCUGUUCCUGCACAAGGACCGUACCGACCUCAAGACCCACCUGGCGUCCAUCCCGCUGCGGGGCUGCGAGGUGAUCCCGGGCCUGGACUCCAAACACCCCCUCACCUUCCGGCUGCUGCGCAACGGCCAGGAGGUGGCAGUGCUGGAGGCUGCCUCUUCUGAGGACAUGGGCCGGUGGAUCGGCAUUCUGCUGGCCGAGACAGGCUCUUCCACCGACCCUGGGGCCCUGCACUACGACUACAUCGACGUGGAGCUGUCUGCGAAUGUCAUCCAGACAGCCAAGCAGACCUUCUGCUUCAUGAACAGGCGUGGCCUGUCCGCCAACCCCUACCUGAGUGGCUCCUCCAACGGCUAUGCCCACCCCAGCGGCUCUGGGCUGCACUACGACGAUGUCCCCUGCGUGAAUGGCACGUGGGACCCGGACGACGGCUUUGCUGCUGCGCGAGGCAGAGGCCCGGGAGAAGAGGUGCUUUAUGAUAACGCAGGCCUGUACGAUAACUUGCCGUCUCCGAAAAUCUUUGCACGCUACCCACCUGCUGACAGAAAGGCUGCUAGGUCACCUCCUGACAAACUGCCCUGUAACCAUUACAAGCGGCCCGCCUGCGGCCCGCCCUGCUCCCAGUCUCUCACUAACACCUCUUCCGUGGGGAGGGCGUCUCUCGGGCCCAACUCCCAGCUGAAGGGGAAAAAGCCCCCCCUGGCCUCCAACGGGGUCGCGGGCAGAGGGAAGGCUCUGAGCGGGCAGCCGAGGAAGGUGGACGCGGCCGCCGGAGUGAAGCGCAGCGCCUCAAAUGCUGACCAGUACAAGUACGGCAAGAACCGCGUGGAGGCCGACGCCAAGCGGCUGCAGGGCAGAGAGGAGGAGCUGCUGCAGCGGAAGGAGGCACUGCGCAACCGGCUGGCACAGCUGCGCAAGGAGCGCAAGGACCUGCGCGCGGCCAUCGGCGCCAACGCGGGCGCCAGCGGCCGGAGGACGCAGCAGGCACUGGAGGAGAAGCUGCGGCGGCUGGAGGAGGAGUGUAAGCAGCAGGAGGCCGAGCGCGUCAGCCUGGAGCUCGAGCUCACCCAGGUCCAGGAGAGCCUGCGCAAGGCGCUGGCUGGUGGCGUCACGCUGGGGCUGGCCAUCGAGCCGCGCUCGGGGACGUCCAGCCCUCAGUCCCCAGUGGCUCGGCACCGGACGCUGGAGAACUCGCCGCUGUCCAGCUGCGAGACGAGCGACGCCGAGGGCCCGGUGCCCGCCAACAGCGCCUCGGGCCUGAGGAAGGGCCCGCCGGGCGCCCUCGGCAGCCCCCCGUGCCGCGGCCACGUGCUGCGCAAGGCCAAGGAAUGGGAGCUGAAGAACGGGACCUAGGUGGGGCUGGCCCCGAGGUGGCCCUGCAGACACCGCCCCCCAGCGCCCCCCUCCGGACACCCCUCUGCAGCGGCCGGAGCAGCCUUGUCCCCUGCUGUGUGAUGGAGCCCACAGACACGGCCUCUCUGGUCCCCUCCUGCCUCGCUCAGAACCAGAACGAGGCUCCGACGCCAUGCCUGUUCCCCGCCUGGCCUUCAGCACGAGUAGGACGAGGCGUGGACACGCACCCCGCUGCACCCUGUAACUCCGGCUGUGCUCAGCUGCCAGGAGGGCUGAACUUGCACCCCUGCGGCUGCCCACUGCCUGGCCCCCUUGCCAGCCACCCCUGCAGCAGCUUUGACCUCUGGUCACUUUCUUCCUGGACAGAGACUGUCUCGGGGACAGGGAAGCCGCCAGUCUGGAGACUGUGUCUGUCUCGUGUCCUGGGUCAGGGGCGACCAGGGCUCCUACUCCCUGGUCCAUCGUGCCCAGCUCUGGGGAGGUGUCCAGAGUCCCUUCACUGCCAGUGGACACAGUGACACAGUCCUGAGCAGAGCUAACUUGGACACGGAACCUUCUGGAACUCCGGCCUCCGACUGUGGCAGUGCCCUCCCCCGGCUGCCUCUCCCGGGCCUGCCUGUGCUCUGCCCUGCCUUGGGGUGUUUGGGGGCGGGGGGCGGGCACCACCCUGUGAGCCCAGGUGAGGAGGAGUGUGUGCUGGCACCCCGGGUCCUGUGGGGCCUCCUGGGCAGGCAGGUGGGGGAGGGCACUAGCCUGAGGCCGGGGUCCCGCCCGCUGCCCCAGAGCCCCCGCAUGUCCUUCUCGGUGGCGGGCCGGCUCCCGGCGUGAGGCUUUUCAGGAGCUGGUGUGCCUGGAGCCGGUGCUGACUCAGUGGCAGAGCAGCCCCGGGUGUUUGCACCAUCCCUCCGGAGCUUCCUCUCAGCGUUGCCGCCCGGGCAGCACUCGCUCCGGCACGCUGUCUGCGGCUGCCUCCGCCCCGGCCUCUGGAGAUGCCCUGCCUGGCCUCGGGGAGCACUCCCUGCCGGGCUCACCCGCGAGGGCACCACCCGGCCGGGGCCUGCUGCCAGGGGCAACCCCCAACACAAACCUCAGGCCUUGCCGGCUCGGCGCGGAUUCGCCCCCUCCACAGCCAUAACCCCCGCGUCCUGCCGCCUAGUGCUGCCGCCCGCCCGGGCUGCUCGCCGCCAGUGUUGGGAACAGUAAGUUAUUUAUUUGUACAUGUCGUUAGUCGCUCCUCUAAUUUAUGUGUGUACAUAGUAGGCGUGUAGCUUCCUGCAGCCGCCCUGCCCUCGGCGCCACUGGCACCCCGUCCCCAGAGCAGCCUCGAGAGCACCGUCUGGGGUGCGGGCCAGGCAGCCCCUCCUGCGACCGACCUUCCCAGACCCCGAGCCGUGGGCUGGCGGCUCCGUGCCCACAGCCCCUUCGCCCACACAGCAGGCAGCUGAGUCUGGGUGUGGGGGUCCAGCCCCCUCCCAUGUUUAUGUCCAACAGAAACUCGCUCGGACACACCAGCAGAGAAACAGUGACCACGUGGCCUCCCGUUGUGGCCUGGGGUCAUCCUCCCGCCCUCCUUGGGGCUGUUCCCAGUCGCUUCCUGACUGGCAGGAGUGCUUCCCCCACCGGAAAAUCUGUUCCAACCACAUGUGCCCUGGGCCAGGGGUGGGGGCAGGUGCAGCCCUGACCACCACUGGGGGUGGCCGCUGCCCUCUGACCCUCCUUUCCUUCUUGAAGACCAGCGCUGCCAAGGGCGGCCCUCUCGAGGGCAUGCCCUUGCAUCCUCCUGCUGCUGGGGUCUGGUCAGCCUUCACCAGACCUGCACCACAGGGUGUGCCUCAGUUUACUUAGCAGUCCCUGAAACACCAAGCUCAGAAACUAUUGCCUUCCUUUUUUCCUUAAAAUAACAUUUUCAGGGGAAAAGCCAUUUCAAAUCAUGGCCUACAUUAUUUGUUACUCUGCCUCCUUCAGGGGACCAGGGGUCACCCCCGCCCUGUCAGGAAGGGCUCAGUCCCCUUUGCACGUAUGGGGAGUUGGGCUGUGUGGUCGUGUUGGGCUCCACAGUCUGAGCGGCCCAGGGGCCUGACGUGGGACCAGCCAGUCCUCAUUCCCAGAGGCCAGGAGGUCCGCAGAAGACCCUCUGCACACGGUUUUCGAGAAACUUGAGAAACAUCACUUGGAAAUCUGCACCAGCUUUUCGAACUCUGGGUCAAGUACUCAAGAGUUCACUGACCGUGGCUCUGUGUUGUCGUGUUUCCAUAGGACGAAUGUAAUUACUUACUGUAUUUUUUAGAAACAAAAGUCAUAUUGCAAACUCUGAAAGCAGCACGAAGGGAGCAGGAGUUGCGCUGGCCCUGUUCGCUGCGCCCAUGUCAGCGACUGAGUCUGACCCUUGAAGCCCAUUUGGGCACACAGGCACCUGGGACGUGGGCUUUGGACUGUGCUCCAUUUUGUGACAUCCUGUGGGCCUCUCCUGCCGUUCCUGCGGUUUCCCACGGUGCCCCGACGAGCGUCUCUGGCGCGACCCUCGAGUAUGUGGAAUAAAGCUGGUUCUUCCGA
Sorex araneus (European shrew) is the source of this 5141-nucleotide messenger RNA. RefSeq names its product actin filament associated protein 1 (gene AFAP1). The transcript has 18 exons. Lineage: Eukaryota; Metazoa; Chordata; Mammalia; Eulipotyphla; Soricidae. Gene Ontology annotation, cellular component: cytosol. Gene Ontology annotation, molecular function: SH2 domain binding; SH3 domain binding. The record is from RefSeq and is a predicted model, not a curated record. Bases 120 to 2588 code for a protein of 822 amino acids.